UGUUGUGGGGGAGGGAGCGUUGGCGGAAGGGGCUGCUGGUUGAGGGAGCCUGCGGCCUACGUGGUUACCAUGGUGACGGCGGGGCCUGCCGCCCAGACCUCAACCCUGAGGGGGAUGCUGACAGGGUGACGACCCCGCCCCUUACCUGAGCCUGUCAACCCUCUUUCAGCCACCCCCCACUCCGAGGCCCUCCCCUGCUUUGAAAUAGAGGGGCCUGUUGACCCUUUCAGCACCCCCAGCUGUCAGCUAAAAGGACGUCCCCGCCCACCCCCAGCCAGGCUCUGCCUGUGGUGUUUGGUUCGCCAUGUACCCCUGGUGAGAGUUUUGGAUCUUCCUACAAAGGCCAUGGAGAAGAGGUUGGAAGGCAGAUUCAGCACCAGCUCUCUGAACAUAUUGGGAGACUUCUUUCGAAAAGCUGCCAAGUGUGUGGGCCAUCUCCAUCUUCUCUACAUGUGUGCCUGCCUCAAUGCCCUCUGUUCAUAUACAGAUGCAAGCUGGACCAGAAGUGCGUGCCAGCCAGGAAGGCCUCUGGGGGGAGGCCAUUUGAGGUCAUUGAAUGGUAUCCACCUCCAUCUGUUGGAAGGAUUUCACUCUGUCCAAUCCUGUCAAGCUGCUUGCUGUCAGAGCCCUGCCUGUGAUGCCUUUUGGCUCAUGGGAAAGAUGUGUAUCCAGGUGAACUGUCCCAAGCCUACUUGGUGUGAGGCAAUCUUGAUCAAUGCCACUGACUCCAUCUGGGUAUUUGUAAAGAGGUCUGAGCAUGCAAUAGACUUCCAGUCUGCAGCAGAGAGGAGAGGUCAGCUUCCUAAGUGGUUGGACUUGAGGGAGAGACAUCAAAGUAAUACAAGGAUGCGAAGGUCCUCGAAAGAGUUGCCAGCUGAGACAGCAAACAUCAGGGGAAGCUCUCUAAAGAGGGACACAGGCUCCAGCAACGGAAGUCCUACAAACCGCCCAGCUCCGUCUCAGCCCUUGGACAGUAAAUCUGCCCAUAAGGUUCUGGCAGAGCCUCAGUCAUCAUAUCAAGAAGCAAACCUUCCCAUAAACCAUAUUGAUCCACAAAAAAUCCCUCUGCCAAACAGUGAAGAUUUCAGAGGGACCAAAUCCCAAAUUCCUUCACUCCCCAGUAGCAAUAAUGUGAACAAACCAAGUGACUUUGCUGGGAAUGGCCCCAUGGGGGCCCCUGCAGGAGCCUCCACACCAGAACCCCCUCUGGCAGCUACACUCCCUAGUCCUGUUGGGGAUGCUGAGAAAGCCAACACUUCCAUCCAGCCUUUCUCCUUGGAGGAGGCCAUUCCGACUUCUAGCAACCUUUAUGGAAAGGAUAGUGGAGAAGCGCAGAAGGUUACCUUUGUUCCAUCUGGUACUCCCACCAAUGGUAGUAUUGCCGCAGUCCCAACAAACCCUGCUGUGCAACCCAGCACUGCCGCCCCAACACCAGUUAUUAAGAAACUGGCAGUUUCUGCUGGAGACAGUGUUGAAGUGACAUUGCCCAAAAAUGAAGUGGAGCUGAAUGCGUAUGUCUUGCCUCCACCACCUAAAGGAUCUAGCUACUCUUAUGACUGGAGGCUAAUCACACACCCCACUGACUACAGUGGAGAGAUGGAAGGACAGCACUCGCAGAUUCUCAAGUUAUCCAAGCUCACAGUUGGCCUGUACGUAUUCAAUGUGAUAGUAGAUGGUGAUAACUCUCACGGAGAAGGAAUGGUGAAUGUGACAGUUAAACCAGAGCCUCGAGUGAAUCAGCCACCUGUGGCCAUUGUGUCGCCCCGAUUCCUAGAGAUCUCACUACCAACCACCUCAACAGUAAUUGAUGGCAGCCAAAGUACUGACGAUGAUAAAAUAGUCAGCUACCACUGGGAAGAACUGAAGGGGCCUCUACGGGAGGAGAAGGUAUCUGCAGACACACCUAUUCUGAAGCUGACCAAUCUAGUACCAGGAAAUUACACAUUCAGCCUCACUGUGGUGGACUCGGAUGGUGCCAGCAACUCCACCACCGCCAGCCUAACUGUAAACAAAGCAGUGGAUUAUCCACCUGUGGCAAAUGCAGGCCCUAACCAAGUGAUCACUCUGCCCCAAAACUCCAUCACCCUCUAUGGGAACCAGAGCACAGACGACCGUGGCAUUGUCAGCUAUGAAUGGUCUCUCAGUCCCAACAGCAAAGGGAAAGUGGUAGAGAUGCAGGGAGUGAGGACUUCAACUCUGCAGCUCUCCGCAAUGCGUGAAGGUGAUUACACCUACCAGCUGACGGUGACAGAUUCUGCUGGCCACCAGUCCACAGCUGAGGUCACAGUGAUUGUGCAACCUGAAAACAAUAAGCCUCCCAAGGCAGAUGCUGGUCCAGACAAAGAACUGACACUCCCUGUGGACAGCACCACUCUGGAUGGCAGCAAGAGCUCAGAUGAUCAGAAGAUCACCUCCUUCCUUUGGGAAAAAACACGGGGCCCAGAUGGUGUGAAACUGGAGAAUGCCAACAGCAGCAUAGCCACAGUCACUGGGCUUGAGGUCGGGACAUACGAAUUCACACUGACUGUCAAAGAUGAGCGGAACUUGCAGAGCUGGAGCUCAGUUAACGUCAUUGUCAAGGAAGAGAUAAAUAAGCCGCCCACAGCAAAGAUUGCUGGGAAUGUCGUCAUCACCCUUCCUACCAACACGGCAGAGCUUGAUGGCUCCAGAUCCACAGAUGACAAGGGAAUUGUCGCAUUCCUGUGGACCCGGGAUGACAUCAGCCCUGCGGCUGGGGAGGUGUUAAAUAAUUCGGACCACCAUGCAGUGCUUUUCCUCUCCAACCUGGUGGAGGGGACAUACUCAUUCCAUCUGAAAGUGACUGAUGCCAAAGGGGAGAGUGAUACAGACAGAGCCACAAUAGAAGUAAAGCCUGAUCCAAGGAAAAACAACCUUGUGGAGAUUAUACUAGAUGUGAAUGUCAGCCAGUUGACAGAACGGCAGAAGGGCAUGUUCAUCCGUCAGAUAGGUGUUUUGCUGGGUGUCUUGGAUUCAGACAUCAUCGUUCAAAAGAUUCAGCCUUACACAGAGGAGAGCACAAAGAUGGUGUUCUACGUGCAGAAUCAGCCUCCUCACCAGAUCUUCAAAGGGCACGACAUUGCUCGAUCACUCAAGAACGAGCUGCAGAAGCAGCAGCAGUCGGGUUUCCUUAUCUUCCGAGUGCUGGAGAUCAAUACAGUCACUUGCCAGCUGAACUGUUCAGAGCAUGGGCACUGCAACUCCUUCACCAAGCGCUGCUUCUGCGACCCUUUCUGGAUGGAGAACUUCAUCAAAGUGCAGAUGGGUGAUGGCGAGAGCAACUGUGAAUGGAGUGUGCUCUACGUCGUCAUUGCAUCAUUCGUUAUCGUGGUCUCCUUGGGGAUCUUUUCCUGGGUAGUGGUCUGCUGCUGCAAGAAACGUAAGGGAAAACCCAAAAGGAAGAGCAAAUACAAGAUCUUGGAUGCCACAGAUCAAGAAAGCCUGGAGUUAAAACCAAAUCCCAAAGCAGGCAGCAAACAGAAAGCCCAGGCCCAGAACACCAGUCUGAUGCAUUCAGAAUCUGAGCUGGACAGCGAUGAAGCUAUCUUUACGUGGCCAGACCGGGAGAAAGGAAAGCUGCUGCACAACCAGAACGGUUGCCUGCGCAAUGGGCAGGUGAUGCCAAAGAACCAGCGAGAAGAGAUCCUAUAGCUGUGGGCUGCUGCUUGCAAAGGGAUAGUAAACAAUGCAGACGUCUGUUCUGCUCUUCAUUUGCACAAGGAGCCCCUGGAAAGCCCACUGUGUUGUGGAUAACACUGCUAAUGUAUUACAUGGAGACUACCUUUUGUUUACUGCUGAUCUUUUUUUAAAAAAAAAUUGAACUGCCUGUACUUGAAUCUGGACUUCAAGGGAAAUUCUGGCAAAAGAAGCUGUGAAAAAAAGACUGUGAAGGGUAGGCACUGGCUCUGAAAUGCUGUGGGACUUAAAACCACUCCUGUGAAA
Rhineura floridana is the source of this 3960-nucleotide messenger RNA. RefSeq names its product KIAA0319 like. The record is from RefSeq and is a predicted model, not a curated record. The transcript is spliced from 21 exons. Gene Ontology annotation, molecular function: protein binding. Lineage: Eukaryota; Metazoa; Chordata; Lepidosauria; Squamata; Rhineuridae. Gene Ontology annotation, cellular component: plasma membrane; cytoplasmic vesicle. Bases 346 to 3669 code for a protein of 1107 amino acids.